UAAGGCAACAUAUGACGUCAUAUUCGUGCGACGUUGCUCUUAAUACUGCAUCCAGGAGAGAUUUGAAUGUGACUGGAUCAUGGCUGUGUUUCCAAACUCACUGACAGAGGAGGAGGAAACCCUGCAGAAGAAAUAUGCCAAAUUAAAGAAAAAGAAAAAAGCCCUGUUGGCGCUUAAGAAGCAGAGCUCCAGCAAUCAGACGAGUCAAGCUGGACUGAAACGCACCUUGUCAGAUCAGCCUGUGGUGGACACGGCGACAGCCACUGAGCAGGCCAAGAAGCUCAUUAAAUCUGGAGCCAUAAGUGCCAUCAAAUCAGAGAACAAGAAUUCGGGGUUCAAGCGAUCGCGAACACUUGAGGGUAAACUCAAGGAUCCUGAGAAAGGUCCAGUUCCGGCAUUCCUACCGUUUCAGAGAAGCGUCUCUGCAGAUGAGGAGCUUUCUGAGUCGGCCAAAAGGACCCAGAGAAAGGCUCUGUAUGAGAGCUUUGUCACCCCGGCAGACCGCUCACGUGACGAGGAGGACGGUGAAGGAACAACCAGCCGGGAUAUCGAGCGCGACCGGGAGAGAGAACCGGAAAGAGAGCGCGAUCGAGACAGGGACAGAGAACGAGAGCGUGGACGAGACAAAGACAAAGAGCGAGAACCAGAGAGGAACAGAGACAGGAGUCGAGACAGAGACCGGGACAGGGACAGGGAAAGAGACCGAGACCGAGACCGCGAAAGAGACAGAGACAGAGAGCGAGACAGAGACGGAUCCUUCAGACGUACAGACUCGUACCCGGAGCGGCGAGGCAUGCGGAAAGGAAACACGGUGUACGUGUACGGUGCAGGGAUGGUGGAGGAGAGCCUGCGUACAGCUUUCUCUCAGCAUGGGACCAUCAUCGACCUGUCCAUGGACUCGCCACGCAACUGCGCCUUUGUCACCUUCGAGAAGAUGGAGUCGGCCGAUCAGGCCAUUUUAGAGCUGAACAACACCACGGUUGGUGACGUCACCAUCAAAGUCAGCAUCGCUAGGAAGCAGCCCAUGUUGGACGCAGCUACGGGGAAAUCGGUCUGGGGUUCUCUGGCUGUACAGAACAGCGCCAAAGGCUCCUACAGGGACAAGAGGAAUCAAGUGGUCUACAGUGAAGAUUUCAUCUGAGCAACACACACACACACACACACACACACAGUUUUUUAAAUGCUUAACCCAAUAUUGUUGUUUUUUCAUUAUGAGAAUUAUUUGUAAUAUCAGUUCGUUGAAAACCGUCUGUCAAAAUCUGUCACUCUGUCAGCUUCACUGUACUUCGGCAUUACGGCCGUCAAUAAAGACUGAACACGA
Messenger RNA from Tachysurus vachellii, 1321 nucleotides. It is a transcript of the gene nelfe, whose product is annotated as negative elongation factor complex member E. Lineage: Eukaryota; Metazoa; Chordata; Actinopteri; Siluriformes; Bagridae. Gene Ontology annotation, molecular function: RNA binding. The coding region runs from base 80 to 1141 and encodes 353 amino acids. The transcript is spliced from 11 exons. Gene Ontology annotation, cellular component: NELF complex. Gene Ontology annotation, biological process: negative regulation of transcription elongation by RNA polymerase II. The record is from RefSeq and is a predicted model, not a curated record.